AUGUCGGGGCUGGUAUUGGAGAACAUGUCCAUCGCCUCUUGCUUCAAGCGAGUUUCAGCAACAGUUGGACGGACAACCGCACACGCCCGCCGCAAGUUUACAGCUACAGCACAGUUGAGCCUGUCGAUAGAGCAUGAUUCUCCAGACGUCAAAAAGGCUAGUACAUACUGCCAAAACCUGGUUAGAAACUAUGAUUCCCCUUCAUACACCCUGGCUCAUUUCGUUCCAUCACACAUGCUUCCUGCAUACUUUGCAAUCCGAGCGUUCAAUAUAGAGCUGGCAAGGAUACCAGACGUGGUUUCGAUGCCGCAAAUUGGCGCCAUGAGAAUGCAAUUCUGGAGAGAUACGAUCAACAAGACCUUUGAGCUGACGCCGCCAAUGGAGCCAGUGGCUAUACUCUUAGCUUCUUACCUUAACCAAGGCUACAAGCUCAACAAGUCUUGGUUCCAACGCAUCAUCUCGACCAGAGAUCGCAAGUUGACGCACCCCGGAUUCACGAGCAUGACAGAGCUGGAAUCGUAUGCUGAAUCCACCUACUCCACGCUUUUAUAUUUGAGUCUGUCCGCUCUACCUCUAAAUUCUCUCACCAUGGACCAUCUGGCUUCUCAUGUUGGCAAAGCUGCUGGAAUAGCUGCAGUUUUGCGAGGAGUGCCAUUACUGGCAUUUCCUCCACCUCCCAAUCAGCACUCAAACAAUCCCCCAGGGUUGGGUUUGCCUGCAAGUCGGGACAGGCAGGGCGCAAUUACACUUCCUCUAGAUGUCAUGUCCCAGUGCGGCGUUCGGGAAGAGGACAUUUUCCGAAAUGGAGGCGACGCCGAAGGUCUUCGAGAUGCAACAUUUGCUGUUGCGACUCGUGCUUCAGACCACCUCAUAACUGCCAGGACCAUGCUCAAAAACAUUCACCAAAGUCGUGAUCCUGGUCAUGAGUUCGAACAUUUGAAUGACGAAGGCCAUGAAGACAGCCGAUAUGAUGCAGAUGGCUCAGCGUCCGCCGAUAAGAGCAAGCAGGAAGUGGAAGAGGGGUUUGGCAUUGUGAUGGGACCCGCGGUGAGCACCCAACUAUGGCUCGACAGGUUGCAAAAGGUUGACUUCGACAUAUUCGACGCAAGCCUGAGGCAAGUCGAGUGGAAGUUGCCUUUUGUCGCAUGGUUACGGAGAAAGAGGGGCCAACUUUGA
Molecule: messenger RNA, 1176 nt
Organism: Exophiala spinifera
Lineage: Eukaryota; Fungi; Ascomycota; Eurotiomycetes; Chaetothyriales; Herpotrichiellaceae
Exons: 2
Coding region: 1-1176 (391 amino acids)
Biological process (GO): biosynthetic process; mitochondrial respiratory chain complex I assembly
Cellular component (GO): mitochondrion
Source: RefSeq, a predicted model, not a curated record